AUACGACCCCAACAGCCGGUAUCACUGCCUUUCUCUGCACCUCAAGCGCCGUCUCCAACACAACCGCAACCGUCGCCGUUAUCUAUGCAGAGAGCGGUUCCGUCACCCAUAAUGCAAUCGGUUCCGUCUCCGAUGACUCCGCAGCAGCCGUUCCAACAGGUCGUGACUACAAUGACUACACAGCCACAGUUCGUGACCACUGGACCCGCUUUGCCCACCAAUCAAAUGAAAGAGCAAAGGCGUCGCAUAUGGGCCGGCAUUAUCGAGUACCAGGAAAAGCCCGUACAGCCCGGACCCGUCAAUCCCGCCAAUCGGAUCACAUAUUCCCUUAACUGUCAGAUUUCGUGUCACGUCGUGAACGGAGAGCCGGAAAUAAACGCCGAGAAAUGGCCCGAAAAGUUGAUUCUCUCUCUUCUGCCAAAACAGCUAAUCAUGCGAUUGUUUCCUAUGCUUAAGAACGGCUCAUAUCAUAUUAGUCUACAUUUCUCUGGCGAUACGGAUCAAGGAUUGUCUAAACUGAGUAAAAUUAUGAGCACUAAUUGGGUCGGGUGCAUUCAAUUCACGGCUCUUAGCAUACGAAUGAUGAUCAUCUUGUAUAUGCCCGACAAGAGGAUGUAUAUGGGGUUUGUGCCGCACGACCAGGAGGAGUUCUUCAAAGCCAUGAGAGAGAUCAUUGAGACCCAUAAGAAGGAACAACAGGCCAAACAACAGCAGCAGAAAAUGACUAUCUGUUAUCAGUUGGUGAACACAGGGGGCGGACAAAUGCCAUUAAGUUUAGGUCCACAACAAGUGACCAUUACUGGCGGCCAAAUGCCGGUUCAGAUAUCGGUUCAAUCCUCACAACCGCCACCACUAUCGACGCCGAACAGUAUAUUCCAGCUGCAGCAGAUGUCCGGCGGAACUAUGCAACAGACAACUGCUCCCAACAUGACAUCCCUGCCGAUGAACACAAUGCCCACAGGUAUGCCCGGUUCGGCCCCAAUGACCGGUCAACAGCAGUCCCAACAACAGUCCCAACAGCAAAACGUACUGCUAAACCAAGCUCUGGGACCCGUACCUACGAAUCAGACACAAAACUCAUUCUUACCCAACAAUCUUCAAGCUUUGGUUCAAAACACUGGACCACAAAUGCCUUCCACACCACAGCAGACGCCAAAUAGUGCGGGUCCUCAACAGUUUGGUUUAAUGCAGACUCCAGUCCAACAGAUGGGCGGGUGUCGAGGUGUCUACGGAUUGUCACGCGGGGCAAAAAGUCGGCAACAGAGGCUCGCCGUCUUCUUAGACGACCGCUAA
Molecule: messenger RNA, 1293 nt
Organism: Medioppia subpectinata
Lineage: Eukaryota; Metazoa; Arthropoda; Arachnida; Sarcoptiformes; Oppiidae
Source: the annotation of a GenBank genome assembly